This is a messenger RNA of Ilex paraguariensis (yerba mate), 327 nucleotides long. Lineage: Eukaryota; Viridiplantae; Streptophyta; Magnoliopsida; Aquifoliales; Aquifoliaceae. The record is from the annotation of a GenBank genome assembly.
AUGCUGAAGAAGAGGAUUGUAAAAGGGGAUGAGGAGAAAGGAAGUGGGCAGAAUGUGGAGGUAAACCUGCAAAAAGAGGUCAAUAUUCAGAAUGGAGUGGAUCAUGUGGUGACUAAUAUUGCUGAUAAAGGGAAAGGAAUUGUACAGAUUAUGCCAGGAGGAAAUCAAAAACAAGUUUUUAAAAGAAAGGAGGUUGUUCAUAAGCCAGAGAUUGGAAAUAGAUUUAGUGCUCUGGCUUUGGAUGAACAGAGUCAUGUUGUGGAAAGUGGAGAACAUUUGAUUGAGCCAGCUGUACGAAUUGGGGAAAAAAUUGUUCGCAUGAAGUAG